Thalassophryne amazonica is the source of this 2938-nucleotide messenger RNA. RefSeq lists its product as uncharacterized. Gene Ontology annotation, cellular component: nucleus. Gene Ontology annotation, biological process: negative regulation of DNA-templated transcription; negative regulation of circadian rhythm. The transcript is spliced from 4 exons. NCBI's taxonomy places the organism in Eukaryota, Metazoa, Chordata, Actinopteri, Batrachoidiformes, Batrachoididae. The record is from RefSeq and is a predicted model, not a curated record. The coding region runs from base 125 to 1501 and encodes 458 amino acids.
CUUGAUGGUGUCAUUUCCGGUAUUGCGGUGGCUCUGCUUAUGCUAGGUGUUUUUAAACUGGGUAUCAUGAAGCGUACGAUCUUCGAUUUAAAAUAAUUCUCCGCGUUGCAUUUGGAGAUUCAGUAUGCCGAAAGAAGAGCCUCGUUUGAGUGAAGAUAGUCCAUGUGCAACAGCCAGCAAGAAUGCAAGAGAUAAGCUGAACAGUGCUCCUCUGCUGGUGCUGUGUGAUGCAAAAGACACUUCGAGUAGAAGAGUGUCCCACUGCAAUUCAGAAAAGGACUCUGGCUACUCUGAUGCUGGUUCAGACUGGCAACAGACAGACGCUGAGGACCAGCAGAGCACCAAAAGCCAGCACAGAAUUGGUGACACAGUAGGUGCUUCACAGCCAUACCAGAAUCAGGUGCUGCAGGAAGGGUGUCCUGGUAAUUCCACGUUAAUGCCACAGAGUCCUCAGAAUCCACCCUUUUAUGUCCUCAAGAAGAUGGUGCUCAAGCAGCCUGAUACAAUCCAGAAAAGACGUCAAAUGCUCUGGGGAAACGGAAGCAGGGACACCCAUGGUUCUGCUGCCACUCAGACCGUUCUGUUGCCAGCCUCCACCCAGCUCCACAGACCUUUGUAUCAGAAGACCCACGUGACAGGGAAGACAAUAAAUAGUACCCGCCUCCCUGUUCUCAACUCCUAUCCCCACAUUGCCCCACAACCAACUAAGAAACUACCUGACAGGUUUUCACUGAACAGUGAAUCCCAAAAUCUAAGUGUGAGCUUGGAACCCAAGAACAAUGACGCAUGUAUGACAAGGAGGGGACCUGAACAGCACCUUCAUAAACAUCCGAAAUUAGAGAUCUCAAGCCCCAACCCAUGUUUGCCUUCAGAUAAAGAUGGCCUGUCCUCCUCCAGUGCCACUGCUGUCUCCUCCAAUGUGGGCUCUUCAUUUACAUCUGCAUCCACUGUCUACAGCACACCUUCUGUCCACAAAACCAGAGGUCUUUACAGAAACAGCCUCACUAGUAUUCAUCACCGCCGUUUCCUCAAUACAGUUAAAAUUCUCAGGCAGUCGGGUCUGUUGGACAUUACUCUGCGCACCAAGGAGCUGCAGCGCCAGAACAGCGCAACAGAGCGGGACAUCGUCCAGCUGCGCCUGCACACAGAGCUCUUGUGCCGGGCUGCCAACUGCUCCAGUGACAACCCAAAUAAUAUCACGGCAUGGCAGAACAUACAUGAAGCCAUGGCUCACUCUGGCAGCUACCCCAACCUCAAAAUCCUGAAGGUCUUACAAACUCACUCACACUCAGGUUCUGUUAGUCAGCCAAAUAGUAUUUCUGCAGAAAACAUCAAUGUGACAUUUGCUGCUGAGAACUCAAACAUGCCACCAUAUUGCCUUCUAACUGCCAGCCGAAAUCCAGGUCAGUUUCCCUCAGAAGAAGGCAGGGUCGAUAACCAAGCCUCAGGCAAAGUCACUUUUAUGCCACCUGACAGUUCCACCAGUUCAGACAGUAUAUAGUGCCUUUAAAAAGUGCACACUCAGGGCUAACCAGAGGAGAACCACAAUCCUGUAGGUUAUGAAGUUGUCUGUUGGUAAUAUUUGUGGUUUGUAUGUUUUAUCCCUGGUUAUCUACACCCCAUUUUCAUGGAAGUGAAAUGUAUCAUGGCAAUCUAAUAUAUCUUGAAAAGCACUCGGUAUACAUGUUGUGUUCCAUACAGUUUGCCUUCAGUUUAAUGUGCCUUUAUCCAUUCAGCCAUCUGCUACAUCACUUAUCCUGUGGAUGGCUCCAGGAGUUGCAAACCUAUUUCAAUAGAUAAUCAGAGGCGGGUUAAACCCCAGCUAGUCUAUCACUCUCUCAUUCACACCAACAGCCAACUUGGCAUAUCCAGUUAACCUGUGUGACUUUAGACCAUAGGAGGAAGUUGAAGCAUCCAGAGAGAACACACAGUGACAGUGUGCAAACUCCACAUGGAAGGGCCUGAGCUAAUUUCAAACUUACAUGCGUUACUACUACUGCGUUACUAUUACUAAGAGGUGGGUGGCAUUGUCCUGCUUCAGGGCCCAUGUCCAUAUAGUAUUUGCUUGUUUUUAAUUUGUCCCAAAUAGUUCUUGUAGUUGGAGUAGACCAGCUGUAACUGGGUACUGGCCUUGGCUGGGGAAGGAAGCUACGAUGGACUGUUUUUCCUGUCCAUGAAGAGUCACACUCUCAUCUGCUUUACGUGACUAUAUCUAGGGAAAGACCAUUGUGCUUCAGAUCCUGUAUAAGACUUGCAAAUGGUGGUCCCAAGGUGUUCCCAAGCCACCUUGGAAAUAUCCCGCCAGUAUGUCCUGGGUCUUCCCCAGUGCCUCCUCCUAGUAGGACGUGCCUAUAAGACGUCUUUAUGGAGAUGACCAGGGCCAUCCCCACCAGAAGCCCGAACCAGCUUCUGUCUUAGCUCCUUCUUCACUGCAAUGGUCCGGUAUAGCUUUCGUAAAUAAUCAGACACCGUACCAAUCCGUAUAUAUCAAAUUCCUGGUCCAGCUUGUCCCCACUCAUGAACAAAACCCCUAGAUAUUUAAACUCCUCAACCUGGGGCAGUAACUCUCCCCUGACCCAGAGGGGACAAUCCACCCUUUUCUGACAGAGGACUAUGGUCUCAGAUAUGGAGGUGCUGACUCUGAUUCCAGUUUCUUCACACUUGGCCUCAAACCUGCUCAGUGCCCAUCAGACAGAGGUCACUGCCUGUUGAAGCCAGCUUUUAAGGCCAUAUGAAUUGAAAGCUUGUUUGAGAAACUAAACCCACAUGCAGCCAAUCUUAAAUAUAUAUAAUAUAGUACAUCCAGAAUGUAUUCGCAGCGCUUCACUCUUUACACAUUUUCUUAUGCUACAGCCUUGUUCCAAAAUGGAUGAAAUUCAUUUUUCCCCUCAAAAUUCUACUCAAAACACCCCAUAACAACAUGAAAAAAGGUUUGUUU